This is a messenger RNA of Colletotrichum destructivum, 379 nucleotides long. RefSeq lists its product as uncharacterized. The coding region runs from base 39 to 296 and encodes 85 amino acids. The record is from RefSeq and is a predicted model, not a curated record. The transcript has a single exon. Lineage: Eukaryota; Fungi; Ascomycota; Sordariomycetes; Glomerellales; Glomerellaceae.
UCAACGUCGGGAUCUCGGAGGCCUGAAGCAGUCGAGAAAUGCUGAGGGCCAACCGGCAACCUGUGCCUUGCGACUGGCGAAUUGACCACGACGCUUCCGUAGGCAUUACAGCAUCUGCGUCUCUCAUGCGGCACUUAGCGAAAGACACGCAGGUACGUUGCCAACUCGCGUUGCUCAGGUCGACAGCCGUGACUGUCUAUGCUGGGUUUACUCUCUGGAAAGACCAUGACAACUCAAUACGUCGAUCGUUCCCAGACGUUUUGGACUUCCCAGACACCUAUGCCACCUGGACAUAGCGAGCGCCCAUGGGGAAGCACAGCAUUAUAAUAUGACACCAGAUUCGAGAAUACCGCGCAACCCGCCAUCUAAUAAUUAAUCC